AUGUUCCGAGCAACCAUCGCAAAGAAGCCCCGCAUCGCCUUCGCGAACCGAGCUGCCUUCAGCACCACCGCCCGAGCCAUGACCGAGGGCGCGACCGGAGCUCCUCCCAAGACUGGAGGCCCUGGAGAUGCUUUCCAGCGCCGUGAGCGUGCCCAGGAGGACUACGCCAUCCGCCAACGCGAGAAGGAGAAGCUUUUGGAGCUCCGCAAGAAGCUCGAUGAGCAGCAGAUGCAUCUCAAGCAGCUCGCCGACCACAUUGACGAGAUCACCAAGGACCAGGGUGGCGAGCAGAACUAG
Messenger RNA from Scedosporium apiospermum, 297 nucleotides. RefSeq lists its product as uncharacterized. Gene Ontology annotation, biological process: negative regulation of ATP-dependent activity. The record is from RefSeq and is a predicted model, not a curated record. The transcript is spliced from 3 exons. Gene Ontology annotation, molecular function: ATPase inhibitor activity. The coding region runs from base 1 to 297 and encodes 98 amino acids. Gene Ontology annotation, cellular component: mitochondrion. Lineage: Eukaryota; Fungi; Ascomycota; Sordariomycetes; Microascales; Microascaceae.